Messenger RNA from Geodia barretti, 603 nucleotides. NCBI's taxonomy places the organism in Eukaryota, Metazoa, Porifera, Demospongiae, Tetractinellida, Geodiidae. The record is from the annotation of a GenBank genome assembly.
CUGUCAAGCUUCGUUGACCACGAGCUUCCGCCGGGAAGCUCCGAUCGGGUCGAGGCCCACGUCACCGAUUGCACUCACUGCCGCACCCGUCUGCGCGGCUACCAGUCGCUGUCGCACCGUCUGCUGGAGUGCGACGAGCCCGACGUGGAAGAGGCGGCCACCCGGAUCUGGCGAAGGAUCGACGGGCAGGCGCCGGUUUCUUCCGCACGGCGCCGCGGGUCGUUGCGGCUGCCGAUCGCUGCGGCGUCCGCAGCGGUGGCGAUCGCCUUCGUGUUCACCAUCGCGGUCGGCGACCGCCCGCCGACGCUGGGCGAGUGGGGGUUGCCCGCCGCGCCGAGCCGGACCGUCGCCUUGGCCGGGACCCCCGUGCCGCCAUACGCCGGUGCGGAGCCGGUUGUGCUGGAGUGGGCGCUGCCGGAUGCCAGCGAGUUGCGGCCUUUCAGUUCGCCGGCCAUCCUGCUUGAAAUCGAGUUGCAGCCAUCCGCGGUGGCAUCGCACGGCGACCCCACGAACGUGGAGGUGAGGCUGCCGCCCGCGCGCUAUCAGAUCGUCGGGAUGCCCGUCAUACUUCAUGAAGCCGAACUUCAGACAGCGAAGCCGUAG